Messenger RNA from Phytomonas sp. Hart1, 2985 nucleotides. NCBI's taxonomy places the organism in Eukaryota, Euglenozoa, Kinetoplastea, Trypanosomatida, Trypanosomatidae. The record is from the annotation of a GenBank genome assembly.
AUGUACGGCCCGGAUUGUGCAGCCUUUGUGUUUUUCAUUCUUGAGGUGUUAUCCACCGCUGCCCAUCCCUCGACCUGCCGGCUGGCGGCCGCAUGUCUGGCGAUGCUGCUCCGGCAGGACAACGAUGCGUUUGUGGAGGUGAUGGGCGAGAUCGGGGCCCCUCUCGGCGAUCCCCUCGAUGAUGCCGAAGCCUCGGAGGCCCGCAGCAACGGCCAUUCGCCCGACAAGGAGACCUUAAAUAACAACCCACAAAAGAAAAGUGGGGAAGCGGAGGUUUCAGAGAGAGGCGCGGAUGGGCUUGAAUUGCCUUUUGAGGAGAUCUCCGAGCUAUUGCGGGACGACGAGGACCGCAAGAUGGGGCUUGAGAAGCUGGGCUACACCAAUCGCAUUAUGGCGGCCAUGCAAAUGUUUCUCAUGGAGUCCUCCUCCUCUUCGGCGGCGGCGAACUCGGGCGAGGCGUGGGAAAAGACCGCGUUGGGCCUCGAGCAGCUGUGGGUUCAGCUUCUCUUGUAUGGAAAUAUCAGCUCCCCUCGCGUGGCGCGGCGGGUCGCGGAGGAUCCCGGCUUCGGCACGUGGACGAGGUGGCAGCUCCAGCGGGUGGUGCUCGGGGAGCGGUCGAUGGCAAGCCUAACGCGGCCUCUACUUUUGUGGUAUCGCUUGAUGCGUAUUCCGGCGGCCGGGAGGGCGCUGCUUCGGCCUUGGCCCUCCUCCAGCGGCUACGAGACGUGGGGGCUGUUUGUGAUCCUCGCCUGUACGGUGAAGCCCGCGGAGGGGAUCUCAAUGGACGCGGUUAAAGCCCUGGCGCUGACAUUUAUGCUCGUACGUGAGAUGGUGCGGCAUGGGCUCGGCGGGAAGCUCCUUCGCGACGUCAGUGCGACGCUUUUAACGGACGGCAUGCGGGUGGGCGCGGCGAUGAUUCUGGAGAUUUGGGAUUUAGCGACCGAGCAUCGGCCGAUGCCUGCAGGAAAAGAAAAAGAGCAGCAUCGCCUGCGCUCGGGAUGGAAUGUAGGCGGCGGGCAUCCCAAAAUGGAGGAAACCUAUUUUCAUGAAGCCGCGUUAGCCGCGAUGGAGUUGUGUCGGUCUGCCGAAGUUGUGCCGUCGUCCGAGCAAGAGGAUGGGGCGCGGCAGACUUUGCAUUACCUGGUGGACGCAACCUGCAGGCACUACCUCGCAACCUACUUCACCACACACCCGAUCGACUGCCUCCGACUUCAAGGGACGACGGUAGAAACCCAACAGCAUAUGCAGAACUUCCUCAGUCAGUCCGUUUUGCGCUCUGAACUCCUUUCGGAGUCUUUCCUCCGCCUGAGCCUCCCCUUGCCACGACCAAGCGACCCUUCAGACGCGAUGAACCGCGUUAUUGUAAGUUGUCUGGGGUUAGAUCCCCACCUUCUGGAAACCCCGGCGGACGUCGUGGGGCAUCCGGUUGACACCCCCGGCGAGACUGUAAACGCCCCCCCCUCCCUCCCCCGCGAAAUCAUCCCCAAGUCGAACGCCUCGCUGCUCAUGCUGCUUGCCGUAAAAUCCAUCCGCAGCCAUGCGAAUACGCGGCUAAUGCACGCCAUCGCGUGCGGCUUCCCCGCGAUAAACCACCACGCGAUUGUGGGAUACGCCGCAUCCCUCAGCGCGAAGUACCGGGCGGGUUGUCUGGGGAUCCGAACCGACGCGGCGUCCCGGCUCCUUCCCGAUGAGAUGUGCACGGCCGUGGAGGUGGGGCUUCUUUUGCAGGAGUUCACCGCGGCGCCAAAGGCCGGAAGGAAGCCCCCGGCGGGGGGGGAAGCAGCCCUCGCCGGCGACCUUUACCGCCGCGAGGCGGCGCUCACGGCCCUGUUCGUCCUGCAGAGCAUGGCGAUUACCAAACAUUGCUUGGACGCCCUCCCACGCGGGGUGGCGUGUUUGCUCAGCGACCGCGGCGGGUUGGAGCUGACGGUUGGGGCGCACGGGGGGCCUUUGGUGGGGUUGGGCCAGGCCCUGCAGAAGGGCGUGGCGACCGCAUCCCAUGGGGGACAGGGGAGGGCCCAGGGCCUUGCCGUCACCGGGGCACCCCGCCAGUGGGUGAUCGCCCCGCUUUACGACGAUUCUUUUCCCCAUAAGGCGCUCUGGGCGACCUGGCUGCGCCGGCUUUUGCGGCUUCACAAGGACGUCAAGGACGUCCUUGGGUGGGAGGCGCUGCUGAGCCAUACCCUGCUGUGGGUACUGCCGCGGCGCCAGGCGCUUUUUGCGAAUCCCGCCAUACCCUUCAACCACAGCGAUGGCGAAGAAGCAGAGGAGGGCCAUGCAGACUCGGAUGCCGCGGCGGGGGCCCUGGUGGACCUCGUGAUUGACCUGGCGGGGCUGCUGCUUUCGCCGACGACGCGCGAGAUGGGGUUUUCCUCUGCGGCGUCGGAAACUCUCGGGAUCGCCCUCCGCGCGUUCACUAAUCCUGAGGCCGAGGACGGUCUGCCGUGGCCACUCGCGGUCGCGCUGGCGCUGACAGCGACCCGCUGCUCCCCUUCAACGACCCUUGCGGCGGUGCGUCUGCUUCUGGAGACCCCCCUUAUUCCUCACUCGGGGCGCUUGUUGACGAGUUCCGACCCACGCGGUAUCGAUCAGCUUCAGUUGUUGGACGGGCUUCUUGCCUGGAAGACAUGCCAUUCGGACUGCAAGACGCCGCGCUGGAGCCUGGAGGAAAUGGUUUCUUUGGUUCAGUUGCUGGGGAUUCUUUUCGCGGGCUUUAACGAGAGGUCUGAAGACGUAAUGACGUCCGAUAGGUUUUCUGUGGACGACUGGACGCAUCUCAUUUCGGACACUGAGGGUUUUCAUGCAUGGUGUUUGUGCGCGUUGGCUGAAGGGUUCUUCCAUAAAUUUCUCAAUGAACGCAAAAGGGAGCGUAACCAAACUACAGAUGGCAAGUUUUUAAGCAUGAUGGAAAGAGAAGUGCUGCGCACAACCUUGGAGGAAAUUGGCUGGGAACCGAGGGUCUUGUGGCCGCAUCUGAAGAAUUGA